Molecule: messenger RNA, 1283 nt
Organism: Podospora pseudocomata
Lineage: Eukaryota; Fungi; Ascomycota; Sordariomycetes; Sordariales; Podosporaceae
Gene: HAP5
Product: Transcriptional activator hap5
Exons: 3
Coding region: 346-1158 (270 amino acids)
Biological process (GO): regulation of transcription by RNA polymerase II
Cellular component (GO): CCAAT-binding factor complex; nucleus
Molecular function (GO): DNA-binding transcription activator activity, RNA polymerase II-specific; RNA polymerase II cis-regulatory region sequence-specific DNA binding; protein heterodimerization activity
Source: RefSeq, a predicted model, not a curated record
GUGUUUCUUCACUGAUGCCCAACCUUUCCCGCCGGCUUGACUGACCGCUUGCACAAUUCAUCAAUCGCUGUCAUCGCUGUCCAAGGUUCUCUCCUUUCUCUCUCCUGCAACGUCAGACAAAGCAGAAGCCCGCGUUGUGGACAGAAAAAGAGACGAUAUCUCUCUCGAGAACGACGAUAAUUACCCCGCGUAUAAGUCAAGACUGCGCCAUCGCGCCGACGCGACAACCUCGUCUGUCCCAGCUGUUUAAGAGCUUGCAUCCGGACUAGGCUACGAAGCAAGCAAACAGCGACGCAGUGCACCGUUGAAAGAACAAACCAAAACCAACGACUCAAACAAGCCAUCAUGGAUCCCCAAAAUCCCUCCUCAGCCCCUCACGGCGGCCAUCAACAUCCCCAGCCCCCACAGCAACAACCACAGUAUGAUCUCAGCAAGGGCGGCCACUAUGGUGCCAGUGUGCAUCUUUCACAGCAAGGCUUUGCUCCAUCAGAGCUCUACACCGGGACAUGGGCGAAUGUCCACCAAGGCCUCACGGGGUCUUACAAAGACAUCCUGACGGCCUACUGGCAGCAAACCAUCAACCACCUCGAGACGGACCAGCAUGACUACAAACAACACCAAUUACCCCUUGCCCGCAUCAAGAAGGUGAUGAAGGCCGAUCCCGAAGUCAAGAUGAUCUCAGCCGAAGCCCCCAUUCUCUUCGCCAAGGGCUGCGACAUCUUCAUCACUGAGCUCACCAUGCGUGCCUGGAUUCAUGCUGAGGAGAACAAGCGCCGCACCCUCCAACGCUCCGAUAUUGCCUCCGCCCUUGCCAAGUCCGACAUGUUUGACUUCCUCAUCGACAUCGUUCCCCGCGAGGAAGCCUCCUCCCACGCUAAGCGGACUUCCAACCAGGCUGCUGCUGCUGCCGCCGCUGCCAACCAACAACCCCCCCAGGUGCCUGGUGUUGGUCCCGGCCCCGGCGGUCAGCACACGAUGAACCCCGCCGACUACGGCGUUCAUCAGAUUGCCCAAGAGGGCGACUACCGCAAUCCUCAGACCAUGUACCCAGGCGGUGUUAUGCCUGGCGCGCCAUCAUAUGGUCAACCGCAGGCCCAAAUGUAUAACGCCGAUGAGAUGUACUACGGUACUAUUCAACAGCAACAGCAGAGCGCUUAGAAGUCGCCUGAGCUGAAGAGGGAAGAGCAAGAAGAAGGUGUGGCGGUAGGAGGAAGCCAGCAGCAGGACCUCGGAGAGAAUGCUCAGCUUCUUGCCGAUCAGGUCCAUCAUACCACGUCGACAAC